This is a messenger RNA of Hylaeus volcanicus, 2458 nucleotides long. RefSeq lists its product as uncharacterized. The record is from RefSeq and is a predicted model, not a curated record. The annotation marks the transcript as partial. NCBI's taxonomy places the organism in Eukaryota, Metazoa, Arthropoda, Insecta, Hymenoptera, Colletidae. The transcript has 2 exons.
UCAAGCAAAAAUUCUCAUGGAAAAUUUGUUUGCAGUCGAGGGACAGUGGAGAUCAGAAGAAACCCCAUACGGGUGACAAAGAAAAAUCCGGACAAAGAUUUCCCCAGGCCAAGGCAACGUUUGCUCUCCACGAAAAGAAAGGAAAUGCUUUCCAAUCAGAAUCCUAGCAAGCGAGGGAAAUCUUCCACGAUGCCUUACAUGAACACAAGAUCCGUCACAAGGAAAAUGUACAACGUAGGCGCGACUUAUCAGGCACCCUCUGUAAGCGACGAGAUGGAAUGGAAGGAGUGGCCAGUGCAUGGUAUGCACGAGAGACCAGUUUUCCAUCCCCAGUUUGGCUUGGCUGCGGAGUACUUGGGCCGUUGGUUCACCAGUAUCGACGACUCCUACCAUGAAAUAGUGGAUCACCCCGACGUAGAAGUGGUGUCAGUCGACCCUCGCUGCGACUUCCUUCUCUCGUCUACUGAAAAGAAGCGGAGUAACAAAGGGAAGACGAGUCGAAGUUCCAAGUUUUCUGCGAAAACACCUUCUUCGGGACAGUAUAAGAAGCACAAGUCGUUCGAGACCUGCAUGCACGAGAGUUUCCACUGCGUCCUGGGAUACUGCUCGCAGGUGGUGACUUCUGGUUACAAAAGCAACGUGGAGGGGAAGAUAAUCCAGCUGAACGAUGAGAAAAAUGUAUCCAAGAAACAGCAGGCUUUCGCUGCAAGUGUAGAACAAGUCGCAGACCUUGACACCAAACAGCCAUUAAUUCCAUCCAGGAACAAUCCACAAAAGCCGGUUGAAGAAAGCAAAUCUACAGACAAUUGUGCGUUUACCAGGCACUCGAGAAACUCUAAAAACUACAGUCAGACGUUGAAGACGCAUUUGUAUCCAGCACAGAAGGUGUACGUUGCCAAUCCCCAGAAGACCGUCACCUUCGGCAACCUCAAAAGUUAUCGAGAAGGACAGCUGACGGUACACAAAGCGAUAGAACUUCCUAAGAAGCCUCAAAACCUCGGUUCUUUGGAAGCGAGGGAUGCUCAGAUGAAAACGACUCCUACAAAUGCAAACGCUAUACAACUGGAAGAGUCCAUCGGUUACGAACCCCUAACGGAUGCAUCUUCGACGGAGAAUUCAAAGGUAGAAGCCUCGAAACCUGCCAAGCAUCCGAAGAAAGCGGAGUUCAGAGUAACCAAGUACCUCCUGGACAGCACGGACCAGAACAAAGUUAAGAUAAGCAAGGAGAUGACAUCUACCAGCUCGAAUAAGACCUGGUGCUCCAACGACACGUCGCAGAUAGCGAAGAUCCUGUCCGAGUACAACAAGAGUAGCACGAAGAAGCCAGCGAUAGAAAACCAGGGGUUCUGCACCACCAUGAGGAACAUCAGGGACAAAGAGACCGUUAAAAAGGAGGAACAGAAGCAGAGUACUCAGGAGAACUCUUCCGAUCGAUCCGCCAACGUGAAGUUUCCACAGGGAAAGUGGAGAAGGUUUCACUUGACGGUGGAGAAGGUGAAGAGCAAUCCUGACGAGAAGAAGCUCUCGUCGGGAAUGCAACAUAGUCAAUCAUUGACGAAGGAGGAUCCAAGGUAUUUGGAAACGUUUCAGAGGAUUCAGCCGAACGCGACGAGCCUGGAGAGGAAAGAGAACGUCUCGACGAACGAAAACGCGGUUAUAGCUCCAGCAAAGACAGAUUCCUUGCAGGAACUGAUGGAGAACACAGCGAUGUUGUACUGUGCUGCUACUGGCACGCACCAGGACGACUUAGCGAUUUACAUAGACAGUCUAGACGUCGCGAAGACCAUGCAGUGGCUAGAGACUUGCAAACAUUUAUUCGUAUGAGUUUAUGAUUCUGUACGCGUUCUUCGGUACAAAAUGUUCGUGCCUUUCGAGUGCAUGCAUCGUUUCAAGGACAUUUUUAGUUUUAGAAUUACUCGAGAUUGUUUUCUUACUUUUUAUUUAGGCACUUGUACCUGACACGAGUAGUGGGAGGCAAAGUAAACGAGAAUCGGCGAUUAACCCUUUGGCCCUGCAAAGGGUUAAUCGCCACGGAAGGUUUCCUUCGUUCUCGUGGUCAACACCAUGCCGUCGUUGACUCCAGCGUGUAUGAGGAGUAUGCAAACUACGAAUAUCGCAGAAUAGAUAAAUAGCAGCGCGACGAUACCGAGGCUCCUUUGUCAGUCUCUGUUCUGGCGCCGUUUACGAUGAGCAUACCUGUGAAGAACGCGUAGUUUUAGUUAGAUAACUGUACACACUCGGAGAGGAAAUUUUGUAGCAGGCAAAUAAUUAACAAUUAACCGUUGCUAUUCUGAGAAUGCGUUCUAUCUUUGAAUAUAUAUAGAAUUAUUUUUCUAAUCUUGUGUUUCGUCUUUGCCAGUAUUAAUAAUUAAGUUGUCGAGCAUGUUGAAUAGAUCCAUGUCGGCAUGUGUUUUGAUACAGAAACUGAGACUGAAUAAACAUAAUGAAAAGAAGGACA